Molecule: messenger RNA, 1900 nt
Organism: Symsagittifera roscoffensis
Lineage: Eukaryota; Metazoa; Xenacoelomorpha; Acoela; Convolutidae
Exons: 9
Coding region: 5-1267 (420 amino acids)
Source: RefSeq, a predicted model, not a curated record
AGCCAUGUUUGAGAUAAGCGUCUUCAUUUUGCUGAUCGCAUCAGCUGCUGCUUCACUGAAUGCUCCAUUGGUCAUAUGGACGAGCGAGCAGUGUGCCCAGAAUAUGCCCAAGUUCACACUAGGAGAUCAACUGUCGGAUGAAGAUUUCAACCACAAAGUCAUCGCGCCCCAAUGCGGAAAAUGUGCUGUUGUUGUUUUCGAUACGCAAAUUUCCCUGGAUGACCUGGCUUCUCUGGCUCAACAAAAUUCCCUCAUGCCGUCUCUGAAGGGUGUGCUGAUGAAGGCGGAUUGGCAGCGACUGAUGAGCUACAAGGGGAGUGGGGGUGGGGGGCAGAAGACGCCCUUGUGUGACACACGAUACAUUCCACUCUCAGUUGAUCGAAAUUCAGAGAACGCAGCCAACGACAUUGAUCUGAAGCUGAAAUCAACUCUGGGAAGCCUUGCCAAGAGUGAUGAAAAUACGGUGUAUGUUAUUCGGUCAACAUUCAAAGCUGCAGUGAGCCAGGUAGAACCCAGACAUGUGAUCAAGCGUCGAUCGGCUGCCCCGAGGGCCUCAAAUGAAUCAAUCUACAUCAUGAAUAACUGUUUCCUGAUGAACUGCGAUAAAAUCUAUUUUCUCGCUCUGGGAAAUGAAUGGAAAAGCAAAGAUGGAAAACAGCCCAAGCCCCAGAAUAUCAGCGGCUGGUACACCGAUAUGACUGGCGACAAAUGCCCCACCGGCAACACAAGCUUCACGGUAACGAUGAAGACCAAUGAGACAAUUGAUACGCUGGGCAUCUCCAAUAUUCAGAUAAGCAUGGUGAUUGACACCUGGAGAUUCGGACCCUCCGAGAACAACAAGUGGUUCAAGUACUGGUAUGCAGAGAAUCUCACACUCUCUUUCACGUUCAGCUCCAAAGAGCACUCCUAUCCUCUGACUAACGGGUACAUAGCCGCCCCAAGAGACAAGUCCUACGCAUGUCAGUCGCCAGACAUCUGGCCCAUGCAACCCAGGGAUGACAUCAAAGGGCGAUCGGCCUCGCUUCUCUUCCAGAAUCUACAGUUUGACGUGAAUCUCAUCUUCAACGGGACAGCUGGAGAGGCGCCAGCAUUGAGGACUGGCUUCUCAGACGGUGUGGACUGUGACGACAGACUGGGCAAGGGGGGAGUGGUGGGACUGGCCUUCCUAGUGCUGGUGCUGCUCGUCUCCCUCUACGUCGUCACCAUUCUCUCCACUGCCCAGAACCCAGUGUUCGGAGACAAGCAGAUUGUGGUCGCACAGGAGUAGCACAGAACGUAGAGUCCAUCUCCCACAGAGCCUAAAUGAUACCAACAGUGAGGCCAACAGAUGAAAUGAACACGAGAACUAUUUCACAAUACUCGCAGAUAAUUGAACAUUAAAUGUAACUAUUCAAGUCAGAAUUAAACAAGUAAAUCUUCAAACUCGAUUGGACUGAAUGCAAGUGUGAAAUAUGACAAGUAGGUUUACAUAGUACUGGUAAAUCUGAGUAGCAAUAACAAUUGCAGAGCAAAGUUCGCUUGUUGGAAAGAAAUUGAGAAGACAACAUUUGUGCAUUUAUAUCAAAGGAAGUAAUUGUUCACUUACAACCCAGGGCCUAAUUCAUGAUGAAAUCUAGAAAAUGAAAUAGGAAAUGUUCAAUUGAAUCAAAUCAACAACAGAAUUUCCCUGUCUGCAAAAAAUUCAAUUCUUAUCAGUGGUAUCUGUUUAUUCCAGAAUGGUAACUUAAUUCAUUUCUUACGAUGUAUAUGAUGGAUAAUCUUUUCAGUGUUAGAUAGCUUGCUUUAUUAUAUUUCACUUCCUCGUGUAAUCCUGAAUCUUUUGAUAUGAAAUUCGACAUUUUAUUAAGCAUGAUCUGUGUAUAUAAGAUGAAGUCAACUAUAAAUUUAAGAUUACCUAUCA